Molecule: messenger RNA, 743 nt
Organism: Dendroctonus ponderosae (mountain pine beetle)
Lineage: Eukaryota; Metazoa; Arthropoda; Insecta; Coleoptera; Curculionidae
Exons: 4
Coding region: 225-698 (157 amino acids)
Source: RefSeq, a predicted model, not a curated record
AUGUUCAUGAGAAUCGAAUCGGAAGCAAAAACUUUAAUUAUAAAACAUUAAAGCCAGCAAAUAAAUACAUCGAUAAAACAUAAUUAAAACCCUGGAACGUUAUUGAAUAUUUUUAUGUUUUCAAUUAAAUUUCAAUGUCCGAUUGUUCCGCGUAGUGCAAUAAAUUCGGUCUAUAAAUCGGGCGUUAGUGAAACUGAGUUUUAGUGGUAGAUCUGAAAUCGCUCAUGAUGGACAAAAGUUUCAUUUUUUUACUAGCAGCUUUCGUUUGCUCGGUUGGAUCAGCCCACAUUCCUACUAUUCCAUGUCCAAAUUAUUUCAGAUACGUUUCUGAUCCUUAUCAGAACAUUGAAGGACUCAUACUCGUUCCUUACUAUCAAACUCCUGAACUUCUGCUCGCUGUGAACGCGUCAAUGAAAGGAUUUUUCGGACAGGAAAACUCUAACAUGCAGCUGACGAUGCUGACUACUGCAACCGAUCUAAUUCAGGGCUUAUCGACGAUUGUUAAAUAUAAGCUGCAGUUUCCGGUUCAAGACUCAAUUCCUCAAAUAACCAGCAUAAUUUUCAACGGUCAACAAUUCUGUACUGGACCACCAGUCCCAAUGGAGGCUCCAAACCCAUAUAUGCCGGGCUCAUCAUCUGCGGUUACAAAUAUGUACGCAACGCACACAUCUAGAUUUGCCCCCGUUCAGCCCCAAUAAUCGGGGCUAAAAGAAGGAAAAAUCAUAAUAAAAAUUUCAAAUGAA